GUUACUCUGUUACAUACUUGAAGUGUCUAUUUAUUGCAACUAAGGCUAAGGCUAAGGCCGAGGGCAUGGAGCUUGUAGAAAUCCUUGUCUUCUCGGUCCCUUUUCUUCUCCUUUCUUACAAGCUAUGGCGGUUUCUCGACUGCCGCCGGAAUCGGCAGCCGUACAUUCUCGACUACGAAUGCUACAUGCCGAAAGACGAUCGAAAACUCAACACAAAACUCAGCGGCGAAAUCGUUCUACGGAACAAAAACCUCGGCCUCCAUGAGCACCAAUUCCUCCUCAAAGCCAUCGUCAAUUCCGGCAUUGGCGAAGAGACUUACGGCCCGAAAAUUGUGUUCGAUGGCCGCGAAGCGUCCCCGGUGCUCGACGACGCGCGGUUGGAAAUGGAUGAUUUCUUGCACGAUAGCAUUGGGAAGCUAUUCGCGAGGACCGGGAUCUCACCCUCGGAGAUUGACGUCCUCGUCGUGAACGUAUCCAUGCUUGCGACGGUCCCGUCGCUCGCGUCGCGGAUAAUAAAUAUCUACAAAAUGCGCGACGAUGUGAAGGCGUACAACGUCACGGGUAUGGGGUGCAGUGCGAGCCUAAUAUCGAUCAACAUAGUUCAAAACGUGUGCGCGAGCCGCGGCAACGUGCACGCCCUCGUCGUCACCUCCGAGUCCCUAAGCCUCAAUUGGUACUCGGGGAACGACAAGUCGAUGAUCCUCGCGAACAGCCUAUUCCGGACCGGAGGCUGCGCGAUGAUCCUAACGAACAAACCGUCGUUGCGCCGCAACGCCAUGUUCAAGCUGAAAAUCCUCGUCCGGACGCACCACGGCGCCCGCGACGACGCCUACAAUUGCUGCCAACAAAAGGAAGACGACAAAGGUCUCCUCGGAUUCUUCCUCGGCAAGAACCUCCCGAAGGCCGCGACGCAGGCAUUCAUCGAAAACCUCAACGAAAUUGCGCCGCGGAUAUUACCGAUUCGCGAACUUCUCCGAUUCACCAUCGUGUCGUACUUCCGUAAGCUCUGCCGGAGGCAGAGCAAGGCUGGAGCCGGCGCCGGCGCCGGCAGGGCGGGAAUUAAUUUCAAAACAGGGGUGGAUCAUUUCUGCCUGCACACCGGCGGGAAGGCGGUGAUCGACGCGAUAAAGCAGAGCCUGAGCUUGACGGAGCAGGAGGUGGAGCCGGCGAGGAUGACGUUGCACCGAUUCGGGAACACGUCAGCAAGCAGUCUGUGGUAUGUUCUGGCGUACAUGGAGGCGAAGAGGAGGUUGAAGAAGGGGGAGAGGAUAUUUAUGAUAAGCUUUGGAGCAGGGUUUAAAUGUAACAGCUGUGUGUGGGAGGUGACGAGGGAGCUGGAAGGGGAGAAUAAUGUGUGGAAGGAGUUCGUGCACAGGUAUCCGUUGAAUUUGAAGGAGCUUGCGAAUCCUUUCUUGAGCAGGUAUGGAUGGCUGCGGGAGAAGGAUCCUGCGACAUUUUCGCUGCCCCAUGAUUAUGUUGUCCCUGACUGACUCUGAUUCGUCUUAACUGAUUUGAUUUUGUGUUUUUGCUUUGCUGUUUGAUGGUUGGUGUUCUUGGUUGUUGUUGCUAGUUUGUAAGAUUUGAUCCGAGGAUAUAGGUAAUAGAUUAUUGAUAUAUUGUUUAUGUAUCUGUGGUGAUAUUGAAGAUUAUAAUAAUGCAAGAAGUUAAGGGUUUA
Molecule: messenger RNA, 1675 nt
Organism: Andrographis paniculata
Lineage: Eukaryota; Viridiplantae; Streptophyta; Magnoliopsida; Lamiales; Acanthaceae
Product: 3-ketoacyl-CoA synthase 12-like
Exons: 1
Coding region: 66-1490 (474 amino acids)
Biological process (GO): fatty acid biosynthetic process
Cellular component (GO): membrane
Molecular function (GO): acyltransferase activity, transferring groups other than amino-acyl groups
Source: RefSeq, a predicted model, not a curated record